AUGGGGCUGCUUCAGCCAGGGCUGUGGCUGAAGAGGCUCUGGAUACUCGUGCAGGUGGCCCUGCAUGUGACCUUGGGCAAAGUACAGCUGAAACUGUUUCCCGGGAGAGUCAAGCAGCAUAUCUUGGCCAUGAACCGGAAGAACCCGCACUUCUCCUAUGAUAACUGGGCUCCAACUCUCUUCAGCACCCAGUAUUUCUGGUUCGUCCUGAAGGUCCGUUGGCAACGAUUGGAGGACAAGGCUGAGGAAGGGGGUCUAGCGCCAAACUGCCCUGUGGUCCGCCUGUCCGGACAGAGGUGUAACAUCUGGGACUUCAUGCAAGGCAACAGGCCACUGGUGCUGAAUUUUGGAAGUUGUACCUGA
This is a messenger RNA of Pipistrellus nathusii (Nathusius's pipistrelle), 363 nucleotides long. The record is from the annotation of a GenBank genome assembly. NCBI's taxonomy places the organism in Eukaryota, Metazoa, Chordata, Mammalia, Chiroptera, Vespertilionidae.